AUGCCGGCGGAAGACUGCGCCCCACGUAGUUCAUCUCUGGAACACGCCUCUGAUCCCAGCAACAGCAUCGAUGGAAGAGGCUUUGUCGAGACGAUCCAAUGGGAUGAAGACGACCCGGCCCAUCCUUUCAAGAGAGGUUUAACGACGAGAUGGUUGACUGUUGUUAUUAUAUCUCUUUGCUCACUUUGUGUCGCUUGCACAUCUUCCAUAUAUACUACGACCUAUGAUCAACUUCUGAAUGAGUUCCAUUGUUCACAAGAGGUUGCAACGCUAGGGCUAUCACUUUUUGUUUUCGGCAUGGGGUUCGGGCCGCUAAUAUUAGGUCCUUUAUCCGAGCUGUAUGGACGGAGAGUCGUCUUUUUGAGCUCCUUCACUUUCUUCCUCAUUUGGCUGAUUCCAUGUGCAGUCGCGAGGAAUGUACAAACACUACUCAUUUCUCGGUUCUUCAAUGGUUUUUCAGGUAGUGCCUUCCUCAGUGUUGCUGGAGGUGCAGUUGGAGAUAUGUUUCCUCGACAUCAACUGGCUGCUCCUAUGAUGGUAUAUACUGCAAGUCCUUUUGUUGGACCUGAGCUUGGGCCUCUCUUGGGUGGCUUUAUAAACCAGUAUACAAAUUGGCGCUGGACGUUUUAUACCUUACUAUUCUGGGCCGCCACGAUGCUAAUUUCGAUAUACUUAUUCGUGCCCGAAACCCAUCAUCCAGCAAUUCUAACGCAAAAGGCACGAAAAGUCAGAAAGCAAACCGGAAACCCAUGGCCGUUAGGACCAAGCGAGAAUAGUAAUGUACCUGUGAGGGAACUUAUCCUCCGUUCUAUCGUCCGACCCGUCAAGCUUUUGACGUUGGAGCCUAUGUGCCUGAAUCUGUGUAUAUACUCUGCACUUCUUCUGGGCAUACUUUAUCUUUUCUUUGGUGCAUUUCAGACUGUUUUCAAGUCUGUAUAUGGGUUCGAAUUAUGGCAGCGAGGACUCACUUUCCUAGGUCUUCUCGUCGGGAUGGUGUUGGCCAUUCUCUCUGACCCAUUUUGGCGUCGGAACUAUCAGCGUCUGGAAAGAGACCAUCAUACUCGGAACCCGGAGGCAUCUGGUUUCGACCCGGAAUGGAGACUUCCCCCAGGUACCGUCCUUCCCUGGCCUCCUAAUUCUUUCACCAUAUAG
Molecule: messenger RNA, 1152 nt
Organism: Aspergillus pseudotamarii
Lineage: Eukaryota; Fungi; Ascomycota; Eurotiomycetes; Eurotiales; Aspergillaceae
Product: major facilitator superfamily domain-containing protein
Exons: 7
Coding region: 1-1152 (383 amino acids)
Biological process (GO): transmembrane transport
Cellular component (GO): membrane
Molecular function (GO): transmembrane transporter activity
Source: RefSeq, a predicted model, not a curated record